Messenger RNA from Miscanthus lutarioriparius, 504 nucleotides. NCBI's taxonomy places the organism in Eukaryota, Viridiplantae, Streptophyta, Magnoliopsida, Poales, Poaceae. The record is from the annotation of a GenBank genome assembly.
AUGGCCGCCUCGCCGGAGGUUUUCUUGGCUGACCUUGGUGAGCCCUUCUCCCCUUCCAUCUUCCUCGACCUGACCGCGAUGCCCCGCCCCGACUGCAAUGGCAAGGGCAAGGACCUGGCCUCCGACAACCUCGGCCUCCCCUUUAUCGAGCGCAUACUCAUGGAGGAGGGGAUCAACGACGAGGUCUUUUACCAGUACCCGGACCACCCCGCACUCCAGCAAGCCCAGGAAUCAUACAGGCGGGUCCUCUCCGACGCCACCGCGGAUUCUUGUUCGGACGGCAGCCCCACCAUGUCGGUGUCUUCCGGCUCUGACGCGGGAGUCGGGGCCGACGACCUCACCACGGAUGCCAGCACCACGUCCGAGCAAUUUGGGGAUGCUGGUGUCCGGAGUGAUGAGAGUCCGGCGCGAUUGGGGGAUGCUGGCGUCCGGAGUGACACCGCCGCCGAGGAGGAGAUGGAGAAAAAGGCCAACCGCACCAUGCUUGCGAUGCGUAGAUGGUGA